Messenger RNA from Penaeus indicus, 1277 nucleotides. RefSeq lists its product as uncharacterized. The record is from RefSeq and is a predicted model, not a curated record. Gene Ontology annotation, cellular component: membrane. The transcript has 7 exons. NCBI's taxonomy places the organism in Eukaryota, Metazoa, Arthropoda, Malacostraca, Decapoda, Penaeidae. Gene Ontology annotation, molecular function: ligand-gated monoatomic ion channel activity. The annotation marks the transcript as partial.
CUGUGGAUAACGGUGUUUGUGGCAACUCUGUUCGUCUGCGCAACCACUUGGCUCAUCCUGCGGUCUCACUCCGCCCUGUCUGACUCGCGGAGGACGGGGCGCGAGGGGGCGGCGGGCACAGAGAACCAAACUCAUUUUCUUCGAGAUGUUGAGGAGUCUGUCCGCUGGACCAUCUGCCACCUUAUUGGUCAGCCUGUGCCGCAGGAGCCCGCAGGCAACGGCCCCAGGAUCGCCGGCGGCCUGUGGCUCCUGUCGGCCUUCAUCCUGGGCGUAGUGUACCGGGGCAACUUGAAGGCCAUGCUCAUCCUGCCGAAGGUGGUGCUGCCCUUCGACACCCUGCAGGAGCUGACGGAGACCAACAUCCCCAUCUGGAUCCCCGAGGGCAAUCUCGUCCAUAAGGCCAUCAUGGCCGCGACGCCGGACUCGGCCUACUACCGCCUCCGCAAGCAGAUGCUGGUGCACCUGGACGUCCCGCGCGGCACCAGGGAGACCUUCGGCGGCCUCCACGCCGUCGCGGCGCCCAUGACCACCAUCGUGUUCCUCAUCGACCUCACCUUCUCGACGGCAAGAAAAUGCAAAGUGUACAUUAUCUCUGAGCGCCUCUUCAAGACCGUCAGCAUGGGCUUAGCCAUGUCCAAGACGUUCGAUCAGAAGACAAAGCUGAAUCGAGCCAUAAAGCGGCUGAAGGAAUUUGGGAUAACUGAAUACCUGAGAACGACUGACUUGUUCAACGCCACCGAGUGUCUGAAGCCCCUGUCGUCCAGCGUGGCCUCGGGGGACCUCAGGGCGCUGGACAUCGUCGACUUCCUCGGCGUCUGUGCCAUCUAUGCCUCAGGAAUCACUGUGGCCGCCGCAGUGUUCGUCCUGGAGCUCGUGCUGGGCAGAAGGAAGGAGAAGCGCGGCAGGGAAGGAGGGAAGGACGGGAAGGACGCGAAGGACACGAAGGACGCGGAGGACACGGAGGACGCGAGGAGGACCGCAGUGAAAGGCACAGAAGGCUAGUCGAGAGGAUGAGCCACUGGUGACUGUCGGUGGAUUUUGCGACUCCCGGCUGACUCGGAAAUGCUUUGACGUGCACAAAUAGAGAGGAAAAUGGGAAUCGCAGCACUUGAUUGUUAGAAAGAAACUCAGGUAGAACUAAUAAUGAAUACACUGGAAAGCACAACGCAGCAAAGCAGUAGUUCCUAAACUUUUUUGAAUGAGGCCCAUUUAGGCUCGAAAGAUCCUCCACGUACACGACCCUUUAUUUACGUAUGUACAAUAUAUUCGUACAUACA